CUCCUCUCUUCUCUCUCUUGGAACAAGCUUUGGAGUUUCUCUCUCUAAAAUAAAUAUUACUACUGUACUAGUAGAAGAAGAUUGUGUCUUUGUAUUCUUUCGGGCGUGUGAAACUCUUUGGAGAAGCAAAGUCUUCUCUUUCACACCUUUUGUCUGAGAUUGAAGAAUCUAGGGUUUGACAGCGGACGAGUCCAACAAAGGUCUGUUCUUUGUUGUUGUUUCUUGUUCUCAUAAUGAUCUCUUUUUCUUCUUUUUUUUAUUCAAUGGAAUUUCUAUUUAAACGUUAAUCUGUGCCCAGUUAGUCUUCUUUGAUAUAUUUUCACAUACCAGAUAGUCGAAUCUGAUUAUAAAAAAGGUUUUGUUCUUUGAUUUGUCGAAAUUCUUGAAAUCUCAACCAAGAAGCCCUAUUUGGAAUUUAGUUUUAUCAAAAUGGGUUAUUUCACUACUUGGGUUUUUAAUUUAUCAGUUUAUGGAUGAUUGAAGAUCUAUCAAAUUAGUGGAUUUUAGAGAUUUUGAAGUCCUCAUGGUGUGGUUUGAUCUAGGUGUCUUGGUUCCUGGGCGUUAGUUUUUUUAGUUCCUCUCUUUAGUUGGAUUGAGGGAGGUUUAGAUGGAGGAGGUUGAAGAAGCUAAUAAAGCAGCAGUAGAGUGUAGCCAUAGAGUUCUUAGUCUGUUAUCUCAGCCCCAAGAUCAGAUUCAGUAUGGGAAUUUAAUGGUACAAACUAGGGAGGCUGUAUCUAGGUUUAAGAGAGUUGUUUCUCUUCUACAUACUGGUUUGGGUCAUGCAAGAGUGAAAAAGCUCAAGGAUAUUCAAACCCCUUUUCCCCAAGACAUCCUGUUGGACAAUUCAGUGUGUAGGGUAGAUCAUCAACCCAAGCCUCUUCGGCCUACUCGGACCGAUUUUCUUGAAAACCCAAUUAAAGAAAUGGGUUCAGAUGUUAAAAUUUCUCUUAGUUUGGGAAAUUCAUCAAUGCAAGUGUGUUCGAAUGGGGAAAACCCUCUUCAACAUGCCCCAAAAACAUCACACACGGAUUACCAUCACUUCCUCCAGCAGCAGCAGCAGCAGCAGCAGCAGAGGGUUCAACUUCAUCAGCAACAGAUGAAACAGCAAAUGGAAAUGAUUUACCAUCGGAGCAAUAGCGGCAUUAAUCUGAAUUUUGAUAGCUCUACCUGCACGCCCACCAUGUCAUCCACUAGGUCUUUUAUCUCUUCGUUGAGUAUUGAUGGGAGUGUAGCUAAUUUGGAUGGAAAUGCCUUCCAUUUAAUUGGGGCUGCUCGCUCUUCAGAUCAGAAUUCGCAUCAGCAUAAGCGAAAGUGUUCUGGGAGGGGAGAUGAUGGGAGCGUGAAAUGCGGAAGCAGUGGUAGAUGUCAUUGCUCAAAAAAGAGGAAACAUAGGGUUAAGAGAUCAAUCAAGGUACCUGCUAUAAGUAACAAGCUUGCAGAUAUUCCUCCUGAUGAGUAUUCAUGGAGAAAGUACGGCCAGAAGCCAAUCAAGGGUUCUCCUCACCCCAGGGGAUACUAUAAGUGUAGCAGUAUGAGAGGUUGCCCUGCAAGGAAACAUGUGGAGAGGUGCUUGGAAGAUCCCGCAAUGCUUAUAGUGACUUAUGAAGGGGAGCAUAAUCACCCUAGGUUACCAUCGCAAUCGGCCAACACAUGAAACCUCAUGGUAUACUUCACCAAUAUCUCUUCAAGCCCCUCGUGUUCGUUCCACAGAAACUUUGUUUUCGGUUGGCUUGAAAUGAUCCAGUGUAUAGUUUGCAUGGUUUAAGCUCAAGGCUUAUAUGGAGCAAACUUUCUGGCUUUUGAAUUUUCACUUUCUGGGCCUCAAGAGUUGAAGAUAGUGAGCUGGCAGACAUAAGCCAGGAGGAGGACUGCUGCACAGAACUCUGUGGAAUUGGGAUAUUUGAUGUAAGAACAAUCCGCCAUCGUAACUGGCCGAUAUUUUAGUUAACAGAUAAAGGGAUUUUGCAUGAAAGCAUUACCUUUUUUGUGGCAUUAUUUGUUUCAAUUAACUUAGAUUUACUGUGU
Messenger RNA from Cornus florida, 2025 nucleotides. Its product is annotated as probable WRKY transcription factor 21. The record is from RefSeq and is a predicted model, not a curated record. Gene Ontology annotation, molecular function: sequence-specific DNA binding; DNA-binding transcription factor activity. NCBI's taxonomy places the organism in Eukaryota, Viridiplantae, Streptophyta, Magnoliopsida, Cornales, Cornaceae. The coding region runs from base 608 to 1654 and encodes 348 amino acids. The transcript is spliced from 3 exons. Gene Ontology annotation, biological process: regulation of DNA-templated transcription.